CACUUGGUCCGUAGGACCAUGGGCUUGGUGCUUACGAGGGCCGUUGUCGGUCUGAAUCCGCUGCCCUGGAACCUUUUGAUUUCUCACCAAGAGACAUUUACCCGGGUCGCUGCCGAACACCUGCAUCUUUCUCGCGAUGGGUCCGAUCGAUAUGACUGUUGAGAGCAAGGCUUGCUUGACAUGUGCCCGUGCCAAGAGAAAAUGUGAGCGGCAGAUACCAGCCUGCCGCAGGUGUCAGUCCAGAGGCUGGCGUUGUGAGUAUCCGACGGCGAUUUAUGAACCCCCGGGCCGACCUCAAGUCCAACAACGACUCGGACUGGGCACCGUCUCGGACGAACCCUUGCCCGACCUUCUUUUUGAUUCGUCCGGAGACAUGAUAACCAUCGACGGACUUCUAUCUCACAGCUUGGACGCCGUUAUUGGGAACCCGAGCAGCACCCAGCCCGGUCCGAGAUCCCACCCGCAUCCACUGCCUUGGUAUCUGGAGAAGGGCUCAUGGGAUGUUGACCACAUGGCAUCAGCACAUAGCGCGGCACCUUACUGUAGCACAGUGCUGAGAAGCUACACAGACCAUGCCAAAGAAUGGCUGACCCGCUGGGUCGAGACCGGUUGUUGUCCUUUUAUACAUCAACAAGCGUACAAACACCAUAUGCCACGAUGCGUCCAGGAUGCGUUCACCGCGCUGUCAACGUACCAAAAUAGAAAGGAAUCAAACAAAGCCAUCAUCACUUCCCUUCUCGAACAAAGAGUAAAACAACUAUUGGCAGAUCAGCCACAUCCACCGCCAGGUACUACCAGCGACGACGAUGCAGGGGCGGUGGCACUCGACACCUUCGAACACCUAGCUCGUGUCCACGCCCUCCUCACAUACCAGAUCAUUUGCCUGUUCGACGGCGACAUCCGCCUCCGGCACGUCGCAGAGACACAGAUACCAACCCUGAACUCAUGGCUGCGGCAGCUCGUCGCCUCCGCCCAGCACACCGCCGCCCAGGGGCCAGAGGCGUUCGCCUCCCCAAUGGUAACCCCGCCAGGCUACCAACAGGACCCGCUCUCGCAAAUGGCAGAGCAUAUUGGCGGGCAGAACAACGGCGAUGGUGAGUGGGUGGGCCUCGCGAGCUCCCUGAUCAUCCCCCAAGAGGACAUCGCCUGGUGUGCGUGGCUGUUCGCCGAGACCAUCCGCCGGACGUGGGUCGUCGCUACUGGCGUGCAAACCAUAUACCUAACGCUGCAGGUCUUGUGGGCGCCGUGUCCGGGUGGGUUGCCAUUUACCACCCGGAAAGGCGCUUUUGAGGCACCGUCUUCGUUUGCCUGGGAGACCUGUUGUGAGGGUCACAAACAGGGCAUAGACUUUGUACGAAGGCAUGAGCACCGGUUAUUUGAGGAGUGCAGGCCGGAAGAUUUGGACGAGUUCACAAUGAGCCUGCUGGAGAUGACCUACGGCGUUGAAAAGAUAGAGCGGUGGAAAUAUGGGAGACAAUGAUAGAGAGAGAUGUAUUCAUAUAAGGAGUGAUGUAGCAUCCUCCCGUGGAAAAUCCACAAAGAUAGAGUCCUAUAUCUAAUCAAUUAUUGUAAUUACCCGAA
This is a messenger RNA of Diaporthe batatas, 1581 nucleotides long. RefSeq lists its product as uncharacterized. Gene Ontology annotation, biological process: regulation of DNA-templated transcription. The record is from RefSeq and is a predicted model, not a curated record. Gene Ontology annotation, molecular function: zinc ion binding; DNA-binding transcription factor activity, RNA polymerase II-specific. The transcript has a single exon. NCBI's taxonomy places the organism in Eukaryota, Fungi, Ascomycota, Sordariomycetes, Diaporthales, Diaporthaceae. The coding region runs from base 137 to 1480 and encodes 447 amino acids.